ACAACAGAUUCCAAACAAGAAAAAAAAGGUAAAAAAAAAAAAAAUUACUGGGAAAGAGAGGGAGUGAAAAGGAUGUGAACCUUUCUUUUCUUUCUACUUCAAUAUCAAAUCUAUGUCUUUUUCCAUAGUUUGAACACAACUUCCUUAUUUCCUUCCUUUUUUUCAACGUUUUUUGGGCUCUAAAUCAUAUAGAAACACACAAAAACAUGUUCUUCUCCACCAAAAAUGAUGAUGAUCAUGAUCAUGAUCAUGACCAUUCAUUUCAUCUCCCCAUCUCUUUCUUCCCCUUUCCUUCUCCUUUUGAAGUUGAUGAACAAUAUGAUGAUCAACUUCACAAUUUCACUACUAAUUCUCAGAAGAAUUUUACCAUUCCAAGUCCUGACAACAUUGUUGCCUCAAACAAGAAGGUGGGCAUUGGGAAUUCAGAUCAAAAGAAGCUCAAAAUCCCAAGAAAAAGACUGUCCAAAAAGGACAGACAUAGCAAAAUCACCACAGCUCGAGGGUUAAGAGACCGUAGAAUGAGGCUCUCACUGCCAGUAGCUCGUCAGUUCUUUGGGUUACAAGAUUUGUUGGGUGUUGACAAAGGUAGCAAAACAGUUGAAUGGCUGCUCACUCAAGCCAGCCCUGAAAUUUUGAAACUUGCAAAGCAAAGAAAUUGCAGCCACAUCAUCACUACUACUGUUUGUUCUAAUUCCAAUUCCUCCGAGGCUGACAUGGUGUCUGGAAUUGAUGAAGUUGGCGGCGGAGGAGGAGGACCUAAAAAGAUGAACUCUUGUUCUUUGAAGAGGAAAAGAGACAAACAGCCAAGAAGAACCAUGUGCAAGGAAUUGAGACAAAAGGCCAGGGAACGAGCCAGGGCAAGAACAAUGGAGAAGAAAAAUCAAAUCUUUAAGGAUUGUUCAGAUCACCAUCAUCCAAAUCACAACAAAAUUUCAUCUUGUUCUUGGAGCAGCCCCUUUGAAACUUGUGGGGAAGAAUCAGGAGGUACUCACAGCUACAAUUUCAACCCUUCCAUGGAGGUUGAAAACUUGUGUUCCUUUGAGAUUAUGACAAAAUGGAGCCCAUCAAUUUCCUCUUUAAAUUUUCUUCAACCGCAUGAAUUUGAGGACACUGAUAUGUUUGGAUAAGUUAUAAUCCAACAUGGGGUGGCGGUGUUUCUUAAUUUCCUCAAAAGAAACCUAGGAGGUAUCAAGUGGAAAACAAAUAUUAUUGUUAUUUUGAUAACUUCAUGGUGUGUUGUGUUCUUCACUUUGUGUUCCAAAUUGAUGUAAAACAUAGAAACAUUUCUAUUGUAUUGUGUUUCUUCCUUAUCCA
This is a messenger RNA of Cucurbita moschata (crookneck pumpkin), 1314 nucleotides long. RefSeq names its product transcription factor TCP18-like. Gene Ontology annotation, biological process: regulation of secondary shoot formation. Lineage: Eukaryota; Viridiplantae; Streptophyta; Magnoliopsida; Cucurbitales; Cucurbitaceae. Gene Ontology annotation, molecular function: DNA-binding transcription factor activity; sequence-specific DNA binding. Bases 207 to 1127 code for a protein of 306 amino acids. Gene Ontology annotation, cellular component: nucleus. The record is from RefSeq and is a predicted model, not a curated record. The transcript has 2 exons.